AUGGAGGGCGGGGUGUGGGAGGAAGGGCCGGAGAAAUGCGCGGGUGCGUCAGCGCACGCUAUCAGCGGAUGCAGAUAUCGCAAGGUUGCUGCGUCCACGUGCUGUCCAGUGUUUUCCGUUUACGACCUUCGAUUUGAUUUCGUGCAUGUUUAUAAGAAUAUAGUUACCGAGCGGAGCAUAGGUGUCGUCGCUCACGGAGCGCGAGGGCACGCUCGCGGUCGUCUCAAGAUCAAGGUCGUGUGGCAGACGCGCGGCAAGGUCACCUGCGCACCCCGCCGCCCGCCGCCCGCCGUCCGCCCC
Brenthis ino (lesser marbled fritillary) is the source of this 300-nucleotide messenger RNA. Lineage: Eukaryota; Metazoa; Arthropoda; Insecta; Lepidoptera; Nymphalidae. The record is from the annotation of a GenBank genome assembly.